AGUUUGGCGGGUAACGUCUUGCUUUGCGGUCGCGCGGCUAGUAUCGGUACACGUAUUGUAGCAAAUUUAUGUGAACGUGACAAUGUCUAUGAGCAUCAAGCUUUUACGAUGGUUCGCCGUUGUAAAUAUUGCUUUGAGAUUACAAGUGGAGGGAAGCAAAUCGAUACUUGGAGCGUACUGUCGAUCGAAUUUGGACUGCAAAGUAUCGCACGCGCACUGCAGUAGAGGCGUCUGCGAAUGUCAACCUUAUUAUGCCAAAGUUGAUAACUCAACGUGUUUAGAAUCUACACUACUGGGAUCGGAGUGCGUGGUUUCAGAGCAAUGCACGUUAAAGGUAGCAUUCAGUGCCUGCUUAGAAGGAGUCUGUCGAUGCACUGAUGGCCAUUUGCAGUUCAGGAAACACACCUGUUUAUCACCCGCCCAACCAGGAUAUGUUUGCUACAGUAACGAACACUGUCGAUUGUGGGAUAAAGAUAGUCACUGUGAAUUUGUCAUUCCGAACCUCUUCGGUCGGUGUGCAUGCAAUCCCAAUUUCCGUCAAGUUAUUGACAAGUGUAUAACACAAAAAUCACCUCCAUAUAUCACUGAAGCAGUAAUUGCUGAGCAAGAUUUCUUUACUGGAGACACACGCAAUAGUUCAAUAGUAAAUCAGGGAUCUACUGUUAACUUUCCCAAACCAACAGCACAACUCACGCCUGAAUCUGGAGACCCUUUUGCAUCACAAAAUUCGGUUAUAAACGCCGAUGAUUCUCAGCCAAGUAAACUACCACUUUAUGCCAACAAAAAUGAUUUAAUCACACAAGAAGAUAGUCCGUUGAUGCAAGCCGUAUUGAAAGUGCCAACUGCUGAACCCAUAAAAAGACUUCCAACGUCAAACAGAAAGGAUGGAGAACCAAACGAGACUAUAAGUGUUGAUGAACUAACGGCUAACUUACAUGCUAAUGAUCAGCCUAUUUAUAGAGUAGUAACGCAACCAUCUGUUGAAAAGAAAGGAACUAAGAAAGGUGGCAACUCAAAAGAGCAGACCAGUAGUAAGCAACAAAAGACAGGGCAUCAAAAGAAAAUUUCUUCAUUAAAAGAUAAACAUCGUAUUCGAACAGAAGGAUCACCAGUUGUAGAUCUGGGUCCAGCUUCGCUCGGUAUGCCAUGUCUAACAGAUUCUCAGUGUCACUCAGUGGAUCCCUAUACCCGAUGUCUCAAUAAGAGGUGUGACUGCACUUACAGAACUAAUUCUACAGGCUCCUGUUCAGCACGUAACAGAGGAUGUCUACCAGGAACAUUUCAGUGUCGAUCAACGGGUUCGUGCAUCAGCUGGUAUUUCGUGUGUGACGGCCGUAAAGACUGCCCGGACGGUUCGGACGAAACAUGCGAAGGUACUGGUAAAGAUGGAACAGGCGAAAGGUGUCCUAUGCAUGCAUUCCGGUGCGGAGGGCCAGGAUCCCGCUGCGUUUCGCGAGCUUCCAGGUGUGAUGGCACCCCACAGUGCCCUGGAGGCGAAGACGAGAGGAACUGCAGAGCGACAAGACGCAAAGGAUGUCCUAGACACACAUUCCGUUGUGGAUCCGGAGAAUGUCUACCAGAGUAUGAAUUCUGCAACGCAAUCAUCUCUUGCAAGGAUGGAUCUGAUGAACCCCCACAUCUUUGCAAUGAACAAUCCAGAUGGCGGGCAGCGGACUUCUGCCCUCUCCGCUGCGGUAAUGGACGGUGCAGAAGCACAGCGGUGGCCUGCUCAGGUAGAGACGGCUGCGGUGAUAACAGCGACGAGAUUGCUUGCAACGUCUGCAGAUGUCCUGCCCCACCACAAGCACCAUGAAAAUUAGCACAACAGAAAAGUACCAAGACUUUAUCAGUGAAUCAUUCAAGAAUCUCAUCUUCAACACGAAUGUAACUAUUUUAAAUCUAGCCAUUUAAUUAGUUUGUGGUAUUGAGAGAAUAGAACUACUUAAAUAUAAAUUUAUUCUACAAUUUUAGCGCAAGGAUAUUAAGUCAUAAAACUAAUUGUAGAGAUUAGAUUUAUUUUUGCACUUUGACGUUGUUACAUAAUUAGCCUACUAGAAUUAUAUCUUUUGGUUUUGAAAAAUAGGACGAUUCAUACAUUUUUCGUAACCAAAUUGAUGAUAAAAACAUUCGUGUAAAUGUAAUAAGUAAAUAUGUUGACGUAGGAACCUUGAAUUAAAAAAAAAAAACAUUUCUUCGUUUCUUGUAAAAUUCAGAGGCUUGAUCAGAGAUUAUUAAACUUAACAAUAGGGAUGAUAACAAAAUUUUGUUUGUUUGUACGUCAGAUAAUUGAAGAAUAAAUUACGGCGAUUGACUUAAAAUGCGUCAUGCCUUUGUACAUUUUUUACAUGGUUGUGAGGUCAAUUUCAUAACUUUAAUGCCUUUAAAAAAUAUUUAUUCAAUAUUUUUCUUUUAUUUAACAAUUGGAUUACGUAGAUUUUUUUGUAUCCUGUCGUCAUCCCUAUUAUAUACUUAUUAAUUACAUAUUCAGUUAAUUAUUUAAAUUUAGGAAGUACCGUGCAUUAAUAAGACUGAGGAUUAAUAAUUCAAAUUAUUUUUGAAUUUAGGGGUAGUUUCAAUGCAGGUUAGAGUUAAAUACUUAAAGAUAUUGUAAAUAUGGAAUUAAUAAUAAAUUAUGUUGUUUUAUUUGAUUAAACAUUAAGAGUUGUUCUGAUGCAUGUGUAUAGGUUUUGACGCGGUACGGUAGUUUUAAAAUGUUUCUUUAGUAAGCCUACUAAAUAAUGAGCCAUGUUAAGAAACUAUAUAAAACAGCACUUAUCUUUAAUUUUCUUACGAUCACUAUCAAAUUUUCUUAAUAUAGUUCAACAGAAAAAAAUAGACAACUUCCCUCUUUAUGUGGUAGUUAUAUAAAGGUAGAUUCCAUUCCAUUCAGCCAUUUGAUAUAUAAUACUAUAUAUCCUUUAAAACAGUAUUUAUAUAGAUUAAAAACGGUCAGUAUGAGAAAGCUGAAAACUAUAAAAUAUACGAAGAUUCUUAGAAACCAUAUCAUCGAUUUUAGUG
Molecule: messenger RNA, 3018 nt
Organism: Diatraea saccharalis (sugarcane borer)
Lineage: Eukaryota; Metazoa; Arthropoda; Insecta; Lepidoptera; Crambidae
Source: the annotation of a GenBank genome assembly